AAUCUGAAGCAAUAGGGGGCAUAUGCGAGAAGUUUACCAAGGACAUUUCCUUUUAUAAAAACUUGUGCGCAUUAGGAGUGUAGGGUGAAUUUGGGAGAAGGUUAUCAAGUGAAUGACAUACACUCAGAUGGACUGCAUUUUAUGUGUAGAACAUGCUUACAUCUUGGACCUUUUUGGGAUUAAAAAGCCUGGUUGCAUUGUGCUGCUUAUUCAGAAGUGUAUACUUAGGGAAGCAGUCAAUGAUCUUGCCCUUUAAUUUUUAGCCAAGAUGAAGAUUAUGGUGAUCAAGGAUAUUGAGUGAUCAGACGUAGAGUUCAUCUGCAAGAGUAUUGGAUUCAAACCAGUUGCCAGUGUUGAUCACUUCCUACCUGAAAAAGUUGCAUAUUUGUUCAGGUAGGAAGUGAUCAACACUGGAAGUAAUCAACUUGUAGAAAAGGUCGUUGCUGGACACAGAAAUGACGUUAAGGUUCCUGAAGCAGCAACCGCUGGUAAGACCGUAGCAGUUUUAGCGAGAGGCUCUAAUAAGCUGGUAAUAGAAGUGGCAGAGAGAUCAAUCCAUGAUGCCUUGUACGACAUCCGUUUUUUUCUUCAAAAACAAAGUGCUAUGGGAGUGAUUCCUUCAACUCUGGCAGAGAAUACAGGACUUAACUCCAUCUCAGUAGUCACAGUUCUCAGGAAUCGACAUGGCCAUGGUGAAACUGCUGCUGGCAUGUUAGAAAUAUGUUACAAAUACAUAUUUGUUAUAUUUUUAUUUGAACCAUAUUUGAAGAGGGUUGCCUAA
Molecule: messenger RNA, 781 nt
Organism: Anneissia japonica
Lineage: Eukaryota; Metazoa; Echinodermata; Crinoidea; Comatulida; Comatulidae
Product: T-complex protein 1 subunit delta-like
Exons: 1
Biological process (GO): protein folding
Cellular component (GO): chaperonin-containing T-complex
Molecular function (GO): ATP-dependent protein folding chaperone; ATP binding
Source: RefSeq, a predicted model, not a curated record